AUACGCAUGCGCCACCGCCGCGCCGCCAGUUGAUGCUUUAGAAUCGCCGGGCUGCGUUCUUGUACCUUGUACCUAGAAGCUUUAAAUAAUUUGUGAUUUAUCUAUUUGUGUACAGUGCAAUUUGGAUCAUUUUAAGUAAAGGUGAACUGCAGCAUCUAUGGCGGAAAAAAGGUAUAACGCAAAAUACAAAAGUGUUAAAAGGUCUAUGGAAGAAAUAAUUGCUAGCUCUUCUCACAAGAAAAAACAAACCAUUCAAGAAGCUAAAAAUAUUUUAAUUGAAAAUAUCGAAUUUGAAGAGAACUGUAAUGUCGAAUGUGAACGCGUAAUGGAAGUUUCAUCACCUGUAUCUCAUUUAAUCGAAAGCGAUGAAUCAGUAGAGGAUGAAUCAAUAAGUUCUGUGAAUAUACUGCAAGAUGGAAUAAUUUGUAGUAACGAGGCAAAGAUGAGCGCUAGUGACAAUUUUAGACAAUUUUUAUGCUCAUGGGCCAAAAAUUAUUCUGUAAAUCAUUCUCAAUUAAAUAAUUUGCUUAAAGGUUUGAAUGAACAUUUACACUUAGAACUACCAUCUGACGCAAGAACGAUAUUAAGUACAGCACGCCAAACUCACAUUAAACAAAUGACAACUAAUUCUGGAAAAACUGGCUCAUUUUGUUAUAUUGGUAUAGCAGUGAAUCUGAAAAAGAUUCUAUCAUCUAAGAUUAUUUUGUCAAAAAUUAAAAGUGUUGAAUUAAAACUUAUCUUUAAUAUUGAUGGUGUGCCUCUCAGCAAAAGUUCCAAUCGACAAUUUUGGCCAAUAUUAGGAAAAGUGUGGGUACCUAAUUUUAACAUAUACCCGUUUCCAGUUGCUAUUUUUUGUGGAGAUGGCAAGCCAAACUUGACUAACUUUUUUUCUGAAUUCAUUACCGAAAUUAACAACCUUCUGCAUUCUGGAAUAGAACUCGGUGGUAUAAGAUAUUCUAUAAAAAUUUUAUGUUUCACAUGUGAUGCUCCAGCAAGAGCUUUUGCUAAAUGCAUAAAAGGCCAUAAUGGAAAAUAUGGCUGCGAAAGAUGUAAUCAACAAGGCUUGUAUCACCAAGGCAGAAUGUUAUUUAAAGAAACAAAAGCAGCAUUAAGAACCAACGAGGAUUUCAAAAACCAGAUACAACAAGAACAUCAUCAUGGGGUGACACCUCUACUACAGAUCACAGACUUUAAUUGUAUAUCUCUGUUUGUUCUCGAUUCCAUGCAUUUGUGUUUUCUAGGGGUCAUGAAAAAACUAUUGAAAUAUUGGCAUUCGGAUACAGCUACGAGACUACAUUUAAGGGACCGCACAAAAAUAUCGGAAUACUUAGAAUAUACGGCACAAUUUAUUCCAGAAGAAUUUAGUAGAAAAUCCAGAGGACUUUACGAAUUAGAUCACUGGAAAGCCACAGAAUUAAGAUUGUUUGCCUUGUACACUGGUGUCAUAGUUUUAAAAAAUAUUUUACCAUCUAAUCUUUAUUAUCACUUUGUCUUAUAUCAUUCUGCCUUAAGAAUAUUGUUUUCAAAUGAUAUUUCCGAUCACAAUUUAAAUUGUAGCCGUAAUUUACUUUUAUCAUUUGUAGGCGAUUUUGAAAAAAACUAUGGGAAUACCUCAGUGAUUUAUAAUGUACACAGUCUUAUACAUAUUACCGAUGAUGUCCAAAAUUUAAAAGUGAAUUUAAAUGAUCUUAGCUGUUUUUCUUUUGAGAGCUAUUUAGGAAAACUAGUAAAAUUACUAAGAACACCAAAUAGACCUUUAGCUCAAGUGGUUAAACGCUUAUCGGAAACUCAAAUUUUUUUUUAUAUUCCCAAUACUAAUAACACAGAACUACAAUUUAAGAACUGUUUGUUGACUUCAAAUAACUUUAAAGAUUCGUUUAUAAUAAUGAAGAAUAAUAAAAUUGCAAAAAUUAAGUUAAUUCGUAACAAUGAGUUAACUGUCAAUAAAUGUUUGGGUCAGAAGGAUUAUUUUUCCUAUCCAUUUCCUUCGAGAACUAUUGGUAUACAUCAAUUUCAUGAAAUCAGCAAUAUAGAAAUUAAAUGUAAAAUUUCCGACAUUAAAAAUAAACUACUUGUAAUUAAAGAACUUAAUAAAAGUGCAUAUGUAGCUUUUGAACUGUUGCACACAAGUUAA
This is a messenger RNA of Sitophilus oryzae (rice weevil), 2134 nucleotides long. RefSeq lists its product as uncharacterized. The transcript is spliced from 2 exons. The record is from RefSeq and is a predicted model, not a curated record. Bases 158 to 2134 code for a protein of 658 amino acids. Lineage: Eukaryota; Metazoa; Arthropoda; Insecta; Coleoptera; Curculionidae.